AAUCACUUUACUCUGCAGUGCUGUUUACAAGCGGACACAGGAUUCUGAUUGGUCAUGCUCUUGGUGGGUGGGGCUUCGUUUCAUAGGCUGAACGGUCUGUCACUCAGUUUUCCGCAUCAUCAAACGCGUCUACAGGCCGAAAUCGAAAGCAGAUCGUUGGCUCAGCGAGAACCCCGAACUGAAGAUGACUCAGAUGGACCUCCUGGUCACAAACGUGGCCGAGCUUUUGGCUACAGCCGUGCACGAGGUCCUGCGUCUGAUGGGUCAGGCCGUGGCCGAAUACCGUGAUGAAUCGGCCAGGAUUCGGCAGGAGAACCAGAAGCUGCAGCGCACGCUCGAGGAGCUCCAGAAAAGCCUGCAGAUAUCAGACGCAGUGCAGCAGGUUUCGUCCUCAGAAGAGCCGCUCUACGAGUCUCACCACGUGCACGUGCUGGACCGUCAUUUGGACAGAGAGCCAGAAGAGACCGAAGAUCAAGAAGAAAUGGAUCCGUACAAUCUGUCGUCGGAGGAGGAGGACAAACCGAGCGCUCUACUGCAGAGACCGGAAACACGAGAACCCGACCAUGCCAUUUCUACACCGUGUGACUUUUCACAUAAAAGGAGGAAGAGCCACUCGAGCUUGAGGAGCCUAUCGGUGUCACCGGACGUCACCGGUGCGCCGGGGAUCUUAAAUACAAAUAUCAAAACAGAAGCAGAGUUUCCAGAAUGUUCCGUAUCGGAACAGACUGAAAACACGAUCACGGACGCACACCUCCUUCUGCCCUAUCAUCCGGUCCAAGGUAAUCCCUCCCUCGUGUCCAGGGACUCGUCCACACCACCGCACGCACAUGUCCGAGCAGAACACAUGUUGGACGCCAGUUGCAGUCUGUUCGGCAUCACGGUGCGAAGAGAGAACUCGCACAUCUGUCACGUGUGCGGCAAGUCGUUCGCGACGGCCUCUAGCCUGGGCGCACACUUCGUCUGCCACUCGGGUGAAAGACCGUUCGCCUGCGAGCGCUGCAAGUUCAGGUUCAGUCGUUUAGCCGACCUGAAGAAGCACGAGCGCAUCCACACGGGGGAGAAGCCGUAUAACUGCACGCUCUGCGGGAGGAGGUUUAACCGCACAGAGAAUCUCAGACGCCACCUCAGGAAAGUCCACCACGGAGCUCUGCUUUAGCAUCCUGGACUUAGUGUAAAAAAAGAUUGGAUUUUUAUUUACAAACUGCAGUCUAACGCUUUAAAAAAAAAUAAGUGCUCACACAGCAUGCACACUGUAACCCGGACCAGACCAUCAAUUCCCAACCUUUACUCUACGUGUGUGUGUGUGUGUGUGUGUGUGUGUGUGUGUGUGUGUGUGUGUGUGUGUGUGUGUGUGUGUGUGUGUGUGUGUGUGUGUGUGUGUGUGUGUGUGUGUGUGUCGCAUGUUAUCCCUGUGCUUCAUGGGGUGUCCUCUGGGUUCUCUGGUCGAAAGACCUGAGUUAGCUUGAUUGUGCCCUGCUGUCCAGGGGGUCCCCCACAUUGUUCCCUGUGUCCUUGGAUGGAUGAAAGACUGGAUAGAUAGAUGGAUAGAUGGAUGGAUGGAUGGAUGGAUGGAUAGAUGGAUGGAUGCUAGUUUGUGGCAACAGAUGAAAUUGAACUUUAUUUUUGGUGAAAGAAAGUCGUUUUUGUGCGACUGUUCAGAUUUUGAUGACGUCAGAAACAAUUAAAUGUCACAGAACUAA
Messenger RNA from Tachysurus fulvidraco (yellow catfish), 1700 nucleotides. RefSeq lists its product as uncharacterized. Gene Ontology annotation, cellular component: nucleus. The transcript has 3 exons. Gene Ontology annotation, biological process: regulation of transcription by RNA polymerase II. Lineage: Eukaryota; Metazoa; Chordata; Actinopteri; Siluriformes; Bagridae. The record is from RefSeq and is a predicted model, not a curated record. Gene Ontology annotation, molecular function: DNA-binding transcription factor activity, RNA polymerase II-specific; RNA polymerase II cis-regulatory region sequence-specific DNA binding. The coding region runs from base 185 to 1156 and encodes 323 amino acids.